AACGAGGACGCCUCGGGGUCAAGCAAACGUCACCGCCACACGGCUGGCCUCAGGCCAAGAGGGAGGAGGAGGAGGGAUUGAAAGGCACUCCUCUCAAGUUGAAGACCACCUCCAAGGCAGCAGAGAGCGGCUGCUGUCAGCCCCGCAGCAUCCGCACCUUCACCGCCUCUCCCAGGAACUCUGGCCCCUGCAGAGCCAAGUGCGCCUCCACCGCGGCUCCUCGCCUUCACCUGAGGAUUACACACACCACAGUCAAAGCCCAGAGCCCAUAAGAGACCACUGUGCUCCAGCUGGACCAUCAGCUGCGGUGGACGCCGGGUUUGGGGGGGUGUGGGCUGUGCAGCAGCAGCAGUGCAGCAUGCAGGUGAUAACCUGCGCCCUGGUGACGCUGACGGCUGCAUGCAUCAGCUGCAGCAGCUGCAGCAGCAGCAGCAGUAAAAAGGCUCCCCAGGAUGACUCCUGCCCUGCCGUGUGCGAGUGCGCUGAGUGGAAGACGCACACCAUCUCCUGCUUUGACAUUGAUACUCUCCCGAGGUUUCCUGCGAGCACGGAGACGCUAUGGCUUUUUGAGACCCGUUUGUCGUCCGUGCCAACAGAUGCUUUCGCCAGCGUGGUCAACAUCUCAAGAAUAUAUAUAUCUGUGGAUGUGACGCUGGAGAGGCUGGAGAGGCACUCGUUUUACAACCUGAAGAAAAUCACCCACAUAGAGAUUCGGAACACGAAAAGUCUGAAGUAUGUGGAUCCAGAAGCCUUUAAACAUCUCCCGAACCUCAAGUACCUGGGUAUUUUCAACACUGGCCUGACUUUCUUUCCAGCUCUGAGCAACGUCCACUCUAACGACAUGAACUUCAUACUGGAAAUUGUUGAUCAUCCCUACAUUACUGAGAUCCCGCCAAACUCCUUUCGUGGCAUCACAAGCGAAGUGCUUACAGUGAUGCUGUAUGGAAAUGGCUUCAGAGAAAUACAACACCACGCCUUUAACGGGACCAAGUUAGAUCAAGUUGACCUCCACAGGAAUAAAUAUUUGACCAAGAUGGAUGACAAGGCUUUUGCUGGAAUCAUCAGUGGCCCCAUGCGUCUAGAUGUGUCUCAGACAGGAAUCACCUCCCUUCCCGCCAAAGGUAUGGAUUCUCUGCGGGAGCUGAGGGCACGCAGUGCUUGGGCUCUCAAGAAGCUACCACCCAUCAAGACCUUCAAACACCUCACCAUCGCCAAUCUCACCUACCCCAGCCACUGCUGUGGCUUCAAAAACCUCAAAAAGAAACGGGGAUUUCUAGAGUACAUCAUCUGUAACCUGACUGCUUUCUACGACCAGCAUCACAAGCGAUCCGUGGGGCCCCUUCACAUCCCUUCCCUUCAAGAGGACAGUGUUGUGGAGACGCCGCCGGACCAGGAGCUGAGCGACGGAGGCCACCGAGAGUCCCAGCAGGACUGGUGGAGGGGAGACUUCCAUGGCAGCCUCCACUACCACACCUACUUUGGGGGGCAGCCGGAUGAGGAAGUGGGCUUUGGAGAGACCCUAAAGAACCCACAGGAGGACAACAGCCAAGAUUUUGACAGUCGUUAUGACUACGUGGUGUGCGAGGAGGGAGAGGAGGUGGCGUGCGCACCAGUGCCUGAUGAGUUCAAUCCUUGCGAGGAUAUAAUGGGCUUCGGAUUCCUCCGGGUCUCGGUGUGGUUUGUGAGUCUGCUGGCCGUUCUGGGAAAUGUGGUGGUGCUCCUGGUGUUGCUAACAAGCCACUACAAGCUCUCCGUCUCCCGCUUCCUAAUGUGCCACUUGGCCUUCGCAGACCUGUGCAUGGGGAUUUACCUCUUGCUCAUCGCCUCGGUAGACCUCCAUACCCGGUCGGAGUAUUUCAACCACGCCAUAAAUUGGCAGACAGGCCCCGGUUGUGGACUUGCAGGUUUCUUUACAGUCUUCUCCAGCGAGCUGUCUGUCUACACGCUGACGGUGAUCACUCUUGAGAGGUGGUAUGCCAUCACCUUCGCCAUGAGGCUGGACCGCAAGCUGCGUCUGCACCAUGCAGCGGCUGUGAUGUUGGGCGGCUGGAUCUUCUGCCUCCUCCUGGCCUUGCUCCCGUUGGUCGGGGUGAGCAGUUACCAGAAGGUCAGCAUUUGUCUCCCGAUGGACACACAGUCCACAAUGGCUCAAGUCUAUAUCUUGUCAGUGUUGGUUCUGAACAUCUUGGCCUUUUUUGUUAUCUGUGCAUGCUACAUUAAGAUCUACUGUGCAGUACAUAACCCUCACUACCACUCUGGAUCUAAGGACACCAACAUUGCCAAGCGCAUGGCGGUCCUCAUCUUCACUGACUUCUUGUGUAUGGCUCCUAUUUCCUUCUAUGCCAUGUCAGCUGUGCUCGACCGGCCCCUUAUCACCGUAUCCAACUCUAAGAUAUUAUUGGUCCUUUUUUACCCCCUCAACUCCUGUGCUAACCCUUUUCUCUACGCCAUCUUCACAAAGGCCUUCAGGGGAGAUGUGUUCAUCCUCCUCAGUAAGGUGGGCUUAUGUCAGCAGCAAGCUCAGCUCUUCAGGGGUCAAACAGUCUCAUCAAAAGGCAGCAGUGGGACUUCUCAGAUCCGUAGGAACAAGGCCAGGAAAGCAGGAGGCAUAGGCCAGGAAGAAGUACCCAUCCACUUGAAGAGGUGCUCCAAACAUACCUACCAUCAAGCAAUCAGCCCGCAGAUAAGCCCUGUGGAGAGCCACAGCAUGGACACGUGAGCUGAACGCCAGCUUGAAGUAGUAAAGUGUGACAGCUUUGGGUCAGAGAGCAGACACCUUCAAGUGUUCGUGGACAGAUGUGUUUGGAAAUUUAACAGAAAGCUCCAGUAUUUUGUAUCCGCUUCAGUUUUCAGACCAAGUUCAGCUGUUUUCAUAAUUUUGGCUGUGAUGAUUUUACGGUUCCAGUUGCUGGAAAAUAUCAAGUGUCACUGAAAUAUGAGCCUGGCUUCAUCUCACUUGCAGUCCUUUGUUUUCUGACGGAGUAGUUAGAAUGGUAGAGGUUACUUUCAGGUAGAAAUAACAGCAACAAUUACAAUUCAAAACACAUGUAACAGUGAACAAAAUAUAUUUUUUCAGUAUCUAUAUUAUACGCCGAGUGUUAAUCAGAGAUACAAGGGAAUUCAACAACAUUUCAUAAACUCUUCCAUUUGGUAUGAUAACUUUUUACAGGUAUUUAUCUGAUUAGAGGGAGCCUCAGACUGCAGGAAUCUUUGCAUAUUUGUUCCCAUUGAAGCGACCAUGGGACCCAGGGUUUGUUGAGCUGAUAUGCAAUAGAGAAAUUAUUGUUUUACUCAUUUUUACCAUCCACUGGCUGGCCAGUUUUUCACUUCGGCCUUCCCAUCUGUGGUGCGGGCGUAACCAGAGAGUCCAUGGAGGUUUGUUGUCCUUCAACCUUCAAAAAGCCCCAAGAAGUGUUUGGUCCAAAUACUACUUAAUGUGUUGUAGAACGGCCUGCUGGCUCGGUGCCGUUCCAACAGUGGAAACUUUUUACAGUUUAUGACAAUACUAAAACUCAUGCAUUUUUUUGUGUGAUAUAUUAAAGGCACUCUAUGUAGUAAUGCCACUUUUGACCACGUGGAGGCGGCAUAUCACAAGAAUGUUCACGUGUCAGUCCCUGGAGGAAGACCCAAUGGGGCGCAUCUCUCAUGGCACAAAGUAGAAUUACUGGAUGUGCUGGGCUGUCCCCACUCAUUAGCAGGAUUGUCAGUGGCUCCCACGUCAACAUACGCCUCAUGUGGUCAGAAGUGGUAUUGCUACAUAUAUUCUUUAAUACCUCUGCCUCAUCGUGUAAAUAUAUGAUUGUGAAUGGAAACCUGGAAAAAAAACAUGUUGGAAUAUUUCUGCAUUUCUUUACAUGUCUUUAAAGUACAACCAGACUGUUGUUUUUUUUUCAAAGCGUAUACCUGCAUCAAAUGGAUGUAUCAUUUAUAC
Molecule: messenger RNA, 3931 nt
Organism: Cololabis saira (Pacific saury)
Lineage: Eukaryota; Metazoa; Chordata; Actinopteri; Beloniformes; Belonidae
Gene: tshr
Product: thyroid stimulating hormone receptor
Exons: 11
Coding region: 359-2719 (786 amino acids)
Biological process (GO): G protein-coupled receptor signaling pathway
Cellular component (GO): membrane
Molecular function (GO): thyroid-stimulating hormone receptor activity; protein binding
Source: RefSeq, a predicted model, not a curated record